CCUCCACCUCCACCGCCUCUUUUGGCAACCGAGGCGGCGCGUUAGCAGUUUAUUAAGCCUCUCUCAGACGGAGCCUACCUCUUUAGCCUGCACAGCCCACGGUCCGCGGUGUUAGCUACAGAGCCGAAGAGCUGCAAGAGCGCGCCAUGCCGAUGAUUCUGGGCUACUGGGACAUUAGAGGGCUUGCCCAUAGCAUUCGAUUGCUACUUGAAUACACGGGAACAUCUUAUGAAGAUAAGUUCUACAGCUGUGGAGAAGCUCCUGAUUAUGAUAAAAGUAAAUGGAUCAGUGAAAAAGAAAAAUUGGGGCUGGACUUCCCUAAUCUUCCAUACUUAAUUGAUGGCAAGACCAAAUUGACACAGAGUAAUGCUAUUCUCAGGUACAUCGCACGCAAGCACCAUCUGUGUGGUGAAACUGAGGAAGAACUUAUCAGAGUGGACAUGCUGGAGAAUCAGGUGAUGGAUUUCCGUAUGGCCUUGGGGAUGAUUUCCUACAAUCCUGACUUUGUAAGUUGAGUCACCUUCAUUUCCAUUUUCUC
Messenger RNA from Notechis scutatus (mainland tiger snake), 538 nucleotides. The record is from RefSeq and is a predicted model, not a curated record. Lineage: Eukaryota; Metazoa; Chordata; Lepidosauria; Squamata; Elapidae.